AUGCUUCCGUGUGUUCGCGUUCGCUUCUUCUGUGUGGCGCUCUCUCUCUCUCUCUCUUUCCACCCCUCCCCCUGCCCUGCCGUCUGUCUCACGACUGCGCUGCGCUCUCCCCAAUCGCAAUCACUUCCGGUCUCGCCAUGGCAUAUGUGUGCCGGUGCCUCAACCCCGCCGGCGAGUGCAGAGUUCACACUGCAGAAACGCUCAUUACAUAUAAACCCAAGCGCCCUUUCGGCAUCGGCAUUAAAGUAUACACACACACACACACACACACACACAGGUGCGUGCGCGUAUGGCAUGCGUGCAAGUCACACCCUGCACUCUCUUCACCGCCUCCCCCUCGCCCCCUUUGCCCUGUCGAGUCAUCCGCAGAAGUCACAUCUUGCGUUGGUGCUCACCGACCAUGCCAGUGACCCACACAACACAACCUCUCUCCAAGCCCCGGUCACCUCUCUGUUGCCCAUCCGUGCAGCUCUUGCCGCGCCUUUCAGUGUGCCGUUCUUGUACACGCCCGUCCGCAGAUUCCGCACCGAGCACCAAGUCGUCCGACGCACGAGAAGCGACAGUCAGGAUGCGGAUCAUGUGAGUGCCCAUGAUUCGGCUACCGAUGUGGCUGAAGUGCGACCUAUCCACACCAUGCAAGAUCUGCAUACAGCACUGCUUGGCUUUGCCCGCGCUGCAGCGACACCGUUGGCACCGCGCCAAGCACUCUUGUCACGCAAAACAGGAACAGCUGUGUGGCCAUCGUCGUCGGUAGCAGCAGCAGGAACGCGCGGCGAGGUGGCGCUCGACUUGGCACUGCCUCUCGACUCCAACGCCCAGUCUUCCGCUCCGAUUACCACCCCGGAAGGUCCUCCGGCCAGCUCCUUCGCUGCGUCUGCAGUGCCGAACGGGGAGCGCCACCUUCUGCACCGCCUCCUCCUGCAUCGCCGCAGAGGGCGAUGGCGCGAACACCACGAUACCGCACGGAGUGCAGCAGAUGGCCCCGGCUUACCGUCGUCGUCAUCUACACCGGAGACAUUCUCAGAGUCAACACCGGCAUCGUCCAGCUUCGCCACUGCCGCGUCGCCGAUCCUUACGGGGGCCUCAUGGUACUGCGCCUUCCAGCUGUUCAGUGAGGCAGUUCAGAAACACCACGUAUCACCAACGGCACAGCAACUCAACCUUCUCCUGUACAUUGCCCAACAGCACGCACUAUGGGGUAGGAUGGACGACGUGGAAGAGUUUUGGGCCCACCUGUUGUCUUCUGUCCAACAGCUUCGACGGGAGAAGAUGCACGACAAGCGACGGGUGGAGCAAACGGAGUGGCGAAGCGGGGAAGGGGACGGACGAUACAGAAUGGCGCCAGAGUUGGAGCAGCGGAUGUCGUCAUCCUCUAUCGUCGCGCCCACCCCUGCCAUAACAACAGCUGCUCUGAUACGGCAGAUGGACGAGCUGAGGGAGAUGGAGCAGGCCCUCAUCCCGAACGCGCAGACGUAUGAGUUGCUGCUCGGUGCCGCGCUGGUGCGGGGGGCGUGGGACCGCGCACUGGAAUACUGCGGAAUGAUCACUCGCAGUGGUGUUGCGAUCAUGACCGACGCCUCGGUGCGCCUCGUACUGCGGGUGUACAUUCUCGCAGGGGCAUCCGGCUCUGUCGCUCACCCGACAGCGUCCUCCACAGCAACAUCUCCACCACAUCCUGCACCACAUCGGCUGAGGACAGAUGAGCGAGGAAAGGUCCUUCGCGCGGCGGCGCAACCACAGAGCAGCAGCAGCAGCAGCAGCAACUCCACCACUCAAGGCGGACCUGCACAAGAGCCGUACUGGUCUGUCGCUCUGCACUUCUUUCGGAGUAGCUUUCACCGAGUCUCCAGCAUGCAUACGGUGUGGUGCAUGGCAACGCUGCUGCACCGUGCUAACCAGUCGGCGGAACUUAUGCACGUCGUCAGAGAAGAUUGCCAGCAGCUAGUGCAGACAUCCCUUCGAUCCCUUGCCGCUCACGCGUUGACCUCCGUCGAGAGAGCGGCACUUUUGCGGACUCUAAAGAUGGUCAGUGAUGCGGCCUGUGAGCUCGGCGACUGGCGCGCAGCGCUGCACAUCCUACAUGAGGUCAUAGAACUGCGCCGUCAGCUGCUCUCCGGGCGCAGCGCAUCGCUGGAUCAGCUCUGGGGUGUGCCACACCCAUCAGGAGAGGUGGGCAUGUCACUAGCCGCUCUCGCGGGCGGAGACGCUUCAAGCGUGGCCCCAGGAGCUCCACUGUCCCACCCCACCAUUCAAUCCCUUGAAGCACCGCACCAGAUUGGUGCUUGGAUGAGCGACAAUGACAUUCUGCUCGAUGAGUCAAAGCUCUCUCAGCGUAUUCUCAAGAACACCCUUCACACACUGCGGCGCGUGUGCCGCUAUACGCAGGUGAUCAAUGUGUACAGGGAGGCCCCAGGAAAGCCUGCGGCAGCUGUUGACGUAACCGCAGGUGCUGCACACGAAGAAGAAGAAGACGAUGCUACCAAGGUGUGGCGAAGCAUGUGGACACCUAGUGCGGUGAGUUACGUGGCGCAGGCAGCCCUGGCGGUGCAAGAUCUAGGCUUGCUUCUUGAGCUCUGCGGGCUGACCGCCCACGGUUUAGAGAAAGCAAAAGACGACGCAGUAGCGACCAGUAGCAUCCCUGCUGAGGUCUACGACGCCGCCCUGCGCCUUAUCCAGCACCGCAUUCUCCGUCAGUGCUAUGAGGCAGAGAAAUCCGUCGUGGGCCCAAACACGGCUGCCGCCGCAGUGGAGCACGAUGAGUGGCAGUGGGAUGUCCUCUCGCAGCGCGUCUACAGAGCGUACCGCCAGCGUGCCCUUCGCGCGCUCGCAGAGGAAACCUCGCCGUACCGUGCGUUCCUGGAGCGCGCGUGUCAUGCGUCGGCCAGUCAGAGCGAUGGUCACGCCGUCGUCGCACGCAGCGCAGCAGCAGCGGCUGCUGUAGCAGAGUGCGAUGCAUCACCACUCUCCUCCUCACACAAGCCACUCGUACAGCUUCUAGCGAAGUCCCUCCAGAGCGGGCUCGAUGCUUCCGCCGCCGCCGACCUUCAACAGCAGGCUCUGAAGCACCUUCAGCGCAUCCGCCAUCCCGACACACUGACCAUCGCACUUGCCAUGGACAUUUUGCGCAGCCAAGUACUUCAGCGCCGCUUCUCAGACGCGGAGGCGCAGUCGCUACUGGUAGCAGUCCAACAAGUACUGGAUAUCAUCCUGGCGGAGCAGCCCAUCGAGGCCAUCCAGCUGCUCUCAGCGUCGCUGCAGGACUCGGCUACUCACAGAGCCAACUGCUGCGGCAGUGCCCGGUCAAAGCAGUCAUCGGGCCACCAUCGCUGCCGGCCAGGCUCUGCCUCCCUCGCCACCCUGAGCCCCAGUGCUGCAGAAGUCGACUCGAAACUCACGCCAGCGCAGCUCGCGUCCCUCUCCACGCUUACCGCCGCUGCCGUUCACAUGAGCUUCGACAUUCUGGCGCGUGUGCAACCGCUGACGCUGCUGACGUACAUUCCUGCGUGCGUGAAGCUGGCGUGGUUGCCGAGCGCCGCAGCGCCGGCACAGCUGCAGCUUGCACAACAGGUGGUCGUGCAGUGGGCGGACGAAGAGCUCAAGAGGAGUGCCAUUUUUGCUGCCGAGCCUCACCGCGCCACUAUGGCCCAGAUGAAGUCUGCUACUGCUGGCACUGUCGGUAGUGUUAGUGCUGCUGCUCCUGCUUCUCUGUGCGAUGACGUGAUGGACGCCAGCCCAGCCGCGAUUGAAGCAAGCGGGAGGAGCGCCGUGGCGCACUUUGUAGUUUUGUACACCCACUUCUCCUCUCGCAAAGCAGUCACCUCGGGUGCGACUCCCCCACUCGUCGUGGAGUCGUCCACCGCGGCGGCGGCGGCGAAGGGUCGCGCUGUACUGGAUGCCGCUGCUCAGGUACUGGUGCAGCUUCAGCGAAGCAAAGCGGGUCACCCGCCCACGGCAGCCAUGUCUGCCUUCAUCGAAGCCUUGCGACACGCGUGGACGGAGACGACAUCCCCAGUCCAUAGCUCGCCGCCUCUCGAGACGCUGUCGCUGGACAUUGCGGAGAUGGAGGUGGUGGUGGUAACCUCUCUCAACGCAGUGGUACAGCAGGUGGGUGCAUCCACGGUGGGUCGCUGGACCAUGUGGGGCGACUGCGUCGACAUGCUCAUGACCUACAUGGAUCCACCACUCUCCGCGACACGGCGACGAGGAACACAGGUGGAGAAACCUCCAGCGGGAGUGAUGCAACUGGCAUCUCUGCCGCAGCCUCGCCUCGAUUCCUGGAGGCGGGCAGAAGCGACACACGAGACCCUGCGUGUGCUUCACAUGUUUAUGCGCCUGUGCGACAAGGCCGAGACGGGGUUUGUGGAACGCGUGACGAUGGACUGGCUGCUGCUCAGCAGCAACAGUACAUGUAGCAGCAGCACUCGAGGCAGCGGAUGCACUUCUCGUGAAGGUGAGAGUAAGCAUGUAAUGCGGCAAAGUGAGGCCGUUACACCAGUGGAACACCUGCAGUGCUUAUGUGAGCAAGCUCACGAGCAGCUGCGACGUGCUCCGCCGGCACCGCACGAUCCUUUUUCGCCGCCAGAGCUGGAGUCGAUGCACCUGCUGCUGGAUGCAUUGACAUGGGCGUGUCGCCGGCGGGUGAAGCCUCUUGUGCGCCGAAUGUACUGGACCCUCGCCCCAUGGCUUGACACACUCCUUCGGGAUCCAUCCCUGACGUCACCGCCCCCGCCAACAAGUCGUGCGCGGCCUGUAGCUGCCUGUGCUGCGUCGACUGUGGCAAAGAGGGCGCUACUCCAUCAGCAGCUGAGUCGCCUGCGUGAGACGGCGCUCGCUGCGUGCAUGACGGUGGCGCAGUGCCUCUCAAGCGGACCUCGCGUGGAAGUGCUGCAGGACUGGCAGCUGCAGCUGCGCGCGCUACGACAGCUGACCGACCAAGGGAACGGCGCAGCACCACUAUCAGACCUCGGCAGCCAGCGGAAGGCGGCAGCUCUCAUCGACGGUAUUGCCGCGGUUGCCGUGAAGCUGCAGCGAACUUGGCGCUACCUCUUGACGGAGCUCGCUCUUGACAGUCACCGAGCAGCCAGUGAGGCGCGCCAGCGGAGAAGUGCAUCACCAUCGCCACCCCCUCUGCGGCUCCCGGCUUCCGUCCUCAAGCGCAGACGAGACACUGAAGAUGCUGCUGAGUCAUUUGCGGCGUGGUGCAGCGAGGAACUCCUUCCACGGCUGGUCCUCUCUUGCUUGCGUGCAUGUGUGGAGCACGAGGCCCUCAGUGGUACUGCACCCGCCAUCACGCCACCACCUUGCGCGGCGCCGUCUUCUUCGUCGCCGCGCGCCGUCGUGACAGCGGCGCUGCACAGAGUGUUGGGGGCCGUUUGGGAUGUGGACUUCGCUGCCUUUGCGUGGCAAGUCGACUUUUGCGCCCGCGAGGGUCUCCAUGCCGACGGCGCGCGAGCGCAAGCGCUGGCACGAUGGCGCACUCGCGGCUAUCGCGCCCUCAGCACGGAGCUCUCCUGGCCAAAUCCGGUCGGCACGUCACAGCAGCUAGCACGUCACCUGCACAUUUGGGUCCUCUUCACCGCGCACAGCGCCCCAACGCAGGGGGCAGUGGCCGAGCUAUGUCGUGACCUGGCUACCCUUGACGUCCUUCACGGAGUACAGCGCGCCACGUCAAGUGCGGCCGCCCAGCCAGGCACACCAACUGCCGGCCGCACCGCCACCGCAGCCUCGCCGAUCUCGCUCCCCUUCUUUCUCUUCUUUGUACAGGAGGCCGACACACUCGCCGAGGCGAAAGUCACUGAGGUGCUUUCCUCUGCCAGCUGUGCCGACUCCGCUGCUGCUGCUGCUGCUGCUGCCGGCACCGAUGGCUCAUCAUCACAUGUGGCGGAACUGCCGCGGAUGGCAGACGGCCGCACCGCAAUGGAGCAUCUCACAAACCCUCUUGUGCACUACACCCCAUUGGUGCUGCGCGUCGUGCAACAGGCGGCGCAAUGGGUGUUAUACCUCACUCUCUGCGAAGGUACGGUAGAUGUGCAGGCCACAGGAGGAGGCGCGGAGGCAACUCACCGGCAUUCGUCUUUACCUUUAUCGGCGGUAGCUCAGAAACCUCGAUCCGUGGGCUGCACUCUCACGGGCCGCGCCGCCCUUUCUGCACUGCUGCUGCACCGCUGCCUGGCCUGGACAGGACAGACGCACGCCUACCACGCUCUCCUGUGUGUGGUCGAGGCGACGGCCCAUGAGACGCUGCGGGAGCCAGAGGCGGUCGUGUAUGUCUUCCGCUACAUGGAGCGACUAGGCCGCGCCGCAGAGGGUACGGGCGCGGCGGCGAGAGAAGGCGAGACCAUCCCAAGCACCAGCAUCGGUCCCAGCUCUACCAGCCCCGCGGAGGCCUUUCUGGCCUUCUACAUGAGCUCUACCACGCUGCGCCGCGCGUCGCCAGUGAGUGAGCAGGUAUGUCUCGCCGCACUGCUUGCAUGCGCCGCGAACACGCGCAGAGACGACGACGCCGUGUCGCCACCUUCGGUUGACCUCCUCACGCUGCUCACCGCCUUCACUCACGUCGUCUCAGACCACCUUGUCACCGAGUGGCAGCAGGGCCGCCUCUCACCACAUCAAGUCGUCGUCCUGACGGAGUGGAUGCUGCGGCUUUUCUGGGGAGGGGCUCCAGUUUCGCCGAUGGACGCGAGCACCGGCUCUCUGAAGCGCUACGGAGCGGUCGCUACUGCGGCUGCUGGUGGCAACGUCAGCGCCAUCGCUUCCGCACCAGUACCGCUACGCAGGGCAUCUAUGCAGUGGCUGCUCGUGACGCGUGGCACCAUUCUCCCGCCACCGUUAUGGUACGAAGGGGAUGCAGGAUCGAAGCCAGCUUCUUGUGAUGAGGAACAUAGCUCACCCCAACCAUCACCAGCUGGUGCUGCUGCUUCGGAGCGCAUUCUCUCUCUCGUGGCAGCACUGGACACAUCAAGCGAGCGUUUCGCUGCACUUUUAGGCGGCGUAGUUUUCUCGCCUAGCACAGCCACUGAACCACUACGUGACGACUCCACCAGUACACUAUCAAGUGCGAGACCAGCGAGCGACCUGCCGCCACGCCAUCCGUCCGUAAGCCCUCCCACUGCUCUCGUUGAUCUCGUCCGCAACGUACUAAAGCAGCUUACCACCCGGCACGCCACUCAGCAGCUGCUGCACCGCUACCAAAACCCCAACGAUACACUACGGCCACCAGUGCGAGUGGCGGACAUAGAGGUGGAUGUUCUUGUGCAAGUAUUACCUGAAGAUGCACGCGAUAGCGCUAAAGCGACCCUGCGAAGCGGCGCUGACCCUGCCGCCUCCUACGGCGGUGACCCGGCACGUGAAGCUUCGCGUCCGAUGAGAAGAAGUGACGCUCGACGGUCGGUGCAGGCGAGCCCUGUAGCAGAUGACGAAGGUGCGGUGGAGCUAGAGAGCUGGCUAGACGCGGCCACUGCCCACCUGGUAUCUAAGACACCGGCCGCCGCGCCAGCGCCGACGCCUCUGCCAGGGAUACUUCGGUGCCCAGGGCAGGUAGAAGGCCUCACAUGGAGUUCACUUUACGCACAGCUGCUAUGCGCCAUCAAGAGCGUGCACCAAUGCUGUGAAGAAGUGAUGCACACUGCGGCAUGCGCAUCCGGUAGCCGGCACAAACUCGACGCCUACGUUCGGCGUCGUGCAAACAUGCUCCGCCCUGCCCUGCUGCGAUUGAUGUCGAAUCUGUCAGACGCCUCCAGUUGUUCCAGCUCAGUGUCUCCAUCCGUGUCUCCCAGCGAAGAUGGUGACGUCAGCCCGUGUGUGAAGUCGCUGCUUCUUAUAGGCUAUGUUCUAGUCCCACUGCAGUCACUACGACCGCCGCCGUCACUGACAGAGGUGUUGGCAGUGGUGCGUCAAGAGUUGUGGAGGCUUCUUCUCGCCUGUAGCAGUGCGAACGGAGCUGGCGCGGGUGGACGUCAUCUCUACACCUCAUACAACGCACUGGUUCAGCUCUGUGUGCAUCCGUUGAUGCUCGAUGCACUGCCACAACUCCGCCUCUCCGCCUCCGCCAGCAAUGGGAGCAGGGAAUCGGCGUUCGAAGCUGUCGCAUAUUUGCUUCUUCUUGUGCACCAAGUAGGCGCAGACGUUGCUGACAUCCGUGCUCUUUCGUCCACCUUGGCAGAUACAGCGGCAUCAUCCGCAUCUCAAGGCGCCUCGAUUCCAGACGCAAGUGCCGUGGAUGCCCUGCAGCAGACCGCACGCGAGUUGCUCCACCUUGCUGGUCAAGAGCUCUACCACCUCCACGCCAACUCCGGCUUGACGACAUCUUCGUUGGCAUCGGCAUCAUAUUCGCCGGAGCUGCUCCAAAUUCUGUAUAGACGGCUCGUACGUGCCUGGAUGCAAGCGGGGGUCUUGCUCGGCGACGCACACUCACUGCUGUGGGGCGGGCAACGUCUCACCUCUUGGUCGCUGCAGAGACAGCAGAAGGCGACGGCGUUGGGGUUUACCACCGAGGGAAACGGCGCGGUGUCAGCCAGCACCGCGCCGUUCAGUGAAGUGGCCGAAGAUGAUGCUGCUACGGAGUGGCUGUGCGUGUUACCUGUCGCUGUGUUGGUUGCGGUGGUUUGCAGCCCUGCCCACCGCAGUAGUACAAGGGUAAGUGAGACACUGUAUUCGCUCGCUGCUGUCCUACCUCUUCCGCACCGCAUCAGGGCCUCCGCGCCUAGCAGUCAAGCCGGCAGCAGUGCGGUGGCGGCGGACGAGUAUGUCAGCUUGUUUCGCCACUGGCAGAAACUCCUGCAGGGGCGUGCGACUGAGCACGCCAGCGGGCAUCGGGGUUGUCAGCAGCAGGAGCAGCACCGGCGUUCAUAUAACUGCCCUUUCACCGUCAUCCUUCACGGCAGCGUCCCUGCGGAUGCGACUCUGGCACUCGUUGAAGCGGUGCGUCGGCAGAUCGGGGAGUACCUCGCCGGUUCAGCAACCUCGUAUCCGCCUCAGCCGCACCAGGCCAUAGCCGUGUCCUCCGCCAUGGCUCCAACUCUCGGAGGCGACGGUGGCAGCAGCUAUGCCACGGUCUCUCCCGCUGCCCUUUGGGCAGCUUUUCAAUGUAUGAAGGACGCUAGUGAAGGCGACAUGCGAGCCUUUAUGCGACUGGAGGCGGCGAAGCGCACUCCUGUCGGCGAGGUGGUCGGCAGAGGGAAGCCUGAGAAGGUGGUAGCAGUCCAAGCGGCGUGGCGUCUCAUUCAUCGUGCCGCACUGCAGGAGCGCCAGCAGUGUGGCUCAGGGAAUGGGAUUGCGCCUUCGUGGAUCCCCUUGGUGCCGCCUGCGAUAUGGCGAGCGUACCUGCUGAACCUCCAUCCGGUAGUCCCUCACACCGUACACUUCAUUCCUGUAGCUUUGACAGAGGUAGUCAUGCUUCAAAGCUGCACCGUGUGGACAGAGGGCAUGGCUUUGCUCGAGCAUUCACUAGGGACGCUGCAUCGCUCUGGCGCCACGCCUGUGCAGCAAUACAUGGCGCAGCUCUUGCUGGAACGGGUGCGGCACACGGAGCGGGAUGCUGAAGGGAGCAAGACGGGUGAUGGAAGAGAGGGGGGGGAGCGCCAUUUCUGUGUCGGGCUGGAGGCCUACACGUACACUGUGCAGCAGGUGCCGCAGCCCACCGGAGAAAAAGCGAGUGGUGGAACACAUGACUCAUUUCCACGUUGGCAUCUGUGGUCGGAGUACAUGGCACAGCGUGCAACGCACGGCACGGCGGCGCUGGUGUGCCACAUUAUUGAUCUCAUUAUUGUUCAUCAUAUGCAGACCACUGCCGCCCCAACGCGCAACAGUAGCGCUCGCUCGUCUUCUCUGUUGGCCAAGCACACCCUCAUGGAGGCUCUGCGGUGCAGCGUUCACGACCCUGCCUUGACUCGCAUUCUUUUCCGCCUCUUCUGGGCUGAGCAGUACCGCCGCGUUAAGGGCGCGCACGCGUUCUUGUCCGCACUGCGGGCCGCCAAGCUAGCGAGGAGCGACGCACUCGCGCUGGAGGCGAUGCUAACGUAUUUAUGGGUUUCCGACCCGAAUGCAACCACCACGCAGCGGACGGCAGAGUGGACCUCUCGUGUUCUGCAGGUCAUCGACGCCUGCGAAGCGCGUGCCACCAUCCCAGGCUCACACGCACCCACUUCGCCCUCCUCUGUCUCUGCGUGGCGGCACCUCAAGGUGGCUGCUGGGAAGGCGUCAGAGCUUCAGGGGCUGUCGUACCGCUUCUCUGUCGAGGCGCACCGUGCGACGUGGAAAUCGUGGGCAGUGGUGUGUCGCCUACAGGUGGUGCCCAAGGACGUGGCGCUCUGCGUCGUCCACCUCUUCAAGCAGUACGACCACCUCACCGAGGUGGAGGAGCUCAUGGUGACCACGUCCUAUGACAUUAAUGAUGGCGCCAGCGGAGAGGCGUGUCGGUGGUGA
Leishmania braziliensis MHOM/BR/75/M2904 is the source of this 10422-nucleotide messenger RNA. RefSeq lists its product as hypothetical. The record is from RefSeq and is a predicted model, not a curated record. Bases 1 to 10422 code for a protein of 3473 amino acids. The transcript has a single exon. Lineage: Eukaryota; Euglenozoa; Kinetoplastea; Trypanosomatida; Trypanosomatidae.